Molecule: messenger RNA, 3824 nt
Organism: Gossypium raimondii (Peruvian cotton)
Lineage: Eukaryota; Viridiplantae; Streptophyta; Magnoliopsida; Malvales; Malvaceae
Product: receptor-like protein kinase HSL1
Exons: 2
Coding region: 144-3110 (988 amino acids)
Biological process (GO): protein phosphorylation
Molecular function (GO): ATP binding; protein kinase activity; receptor serine/threonine kinase binding
Source: RefSeq, a predicted model, not a curated record
CAAACCAGGACCCACUCCCACACCCACCUUUUCUCCCUUAAAAUAUCCAAAAGCUUUGCCGUCUUCCAUGCCUCCCUCCUUCACUCUAAACAACGCAACAGCAUCCCAAUACAACCACACUCCACUCUCCUCUAACCCAAACCAUGUUUCUGGUAUUCUUGCUCCUAUUUUUGAAUCCUCUGCCCUAUGCCUUUGCUCUAAACCAGGAAGGUCUGUACCUGUUGCAGGUCAGGCAAAGCCUUUCCGACCCAACCAACGCCCUCUCCUCCUGGAACCGCCGAGACGACACCCCUUGCAAUUGGCAAGGUAUUUCUUGCCACUCCCCCACUUCCCGUGUUCAGUCUGUCGACCUUUCUGAUUUCCAGCUCGUUGGGCCUUUCCCGCUUUUCCUCUGCCGUCUCCCUUAUCUUCGCUCCAUCUCUCUCGCCAAUAAUUCCAUCAACUCUUCCCUACCCCUUGAUAUUUCCACCUGUCAAAAUCUAACCACCCUCGAUCUCUCCCAGAAUCUCCUUGUUGGCUCUCUCCCUCUCUCCCUCCCCAAUAUUCCCACCCUCGAAAAUCUAAUCCUCUACGGGAACAACUUCUCUGGCGAAAUUCCCGCGACUUUCGGACAAUUCCAACGGCUCCGGUGUCUCAACUUGGCGGGAAAUCUCCUCGACGCCACCAUUCCUGCUAUUUUGGGUAAUAUUUCCACUCUAAAAGAACUGGAUCUCGCUUAUAACCCUUUUUCUCCGUCUCAUAUACCGAGCGAACUAGGUAACUUAACGAACCUUGAGCAGCUUUUUCUUGCCGACUGUAACCUCGUCGGCCAAAUUCCGUCGAGUUUCGGUCGGUUGGUUAGCCUCCGAAACCUUGAUUUUUCCCUUAACCAGCUCUCUGGAUCCAUCCCUAGUUCAAUUUCCCAGUUGAAAAGCAUUGAGCAAAUUGAGUUAUAUAACAACUCUCUAUCAGGCGAGUUGCCGUUAAAUAUGGGGAAUUUAACUACGUUGAAGCGAUUCGACGCGGCUAUGAACGAGUUAACUGGGACAAUUCCAACCGGUUUAUGCGGGUUACAGCUUGAGUCAUUAAAUGUUUAUAAUAACCGGCUAGAAGGGACUUUACCAGAGAGCAUAACUGUGUCGAAAAAGUUGCAAGAGCUGAAACUGUUCAACAACAAACUCAGUGGACCAUUGCCGAGUCAACUUGGUGUAAACUCGCCACUACAAAGUUUGGAUGUCUCUUAUAAUCAGUUUUCUGGCACAAUUCCAGAGAAUUUGUGCGCAAAGGGGCAGUUAGGGGAUAUUAUUCUGAUUUUCAAUUCAUUUUCGGGCGAAAUUCCGGAAAGUCUAGGAAAAUGCCAGAGCUUGGGCCGGGUUCGGUUCAAGCACAACCGUUUCUCGGGUCGGGUUCCAGACGGGUUCUGGGGCCUACCCAGAGUAUUUUUGCUCGAGCUUGCUGAAAAUUCCUUUAGUGGGGAAAUUUCAAAGUCGAUUUCAAGUGCUCAUAAUCUCUCUAUUCUGUCAAUUUCCAACAACCGUUUUUCCGGGUCGUUACCUGAUGAAAUCGGGUCCUUGGAGACACUGGUAGAGAUGUCUGCUAGUGGAAACGAGUUCACCGGUCACAUUCCUCUAUCUUUGGUAAAACUGAAGCAGUUGGUCAGGCUUGAUCUCAGUGAAAAUGAGAUUGAUGGAAGAAUCCCCGAAGAAAUUAAGGAAUGUAUGAGUUUGAAUGAGUUAAAUUUGGCUAACAAUAGGCUAUCCGGUAGUAUUCCUGGUGAUAUUGGUAGCUUGCCUGUACUUAAUUAUCUUGAUCUUUCAAGUAACUCAUUUUCCGGGAAAGUCCCAAUUGAGUUGCAGAAUUUAAAGCUGAACGUGUUUAAUUUGUCGAAUAAUCAGCUUUCAGGAGAGCUCCCUCCCUUUUAUGCCAAGGAAAAUUACAAGAAUAGCUUCUUGGGUAAUCCUGGAUUAUGUGGUGACUUGGAAGGUCUUUGUCCGAAGAUAAGUCGAUCUAAGAACCAAACCAAUAUGUGGAUUCUUAGAUCCAUUUUUGUACUGGCUGGCUUGGUUUUUGUUGUAGGGGUUGUUUGGUUCUUCAUGAAGUACCGGAGUUUCAAAAAGAACAAGAAAAGAGCUACUGUAACGAAGUGGAGAUCAUUUCAUAAGAUCGGUUUUAGUGAAUACGAGAUUGCAGAUUGCCUCAAGGAAGAGAAUGUGAUAGGAAGUGGAGGUUCUGGCAAAGUUUACAAAGUUGUGCUGAGCAAUGGUGAUGCGGUAGCUGUGAAGAAACUCAGUGGAGUUAAGAAAGAAGAUUCUUUGAGUGCGGCCGAUAUGGAGAGAGAUGAGUUUGAAACUGAAGUUGAAAUGCUGGGAAAAAUUAGACACAAGAAUAUAGUGAGACUGUGGUGUUGUUGCAUUACAGGAGAUGACAAACUUUUAGUUUAUGAGUAUAUGCCGAAUGGGAGCUUGGGGGAUUUGUUGCAUAGCAGCAAGGGGGGCUUGUUAGAUUGGCCCACUAGGUAUAAGAUUGCUUUAGAUGCAGCUGAGGGAUUAUCCUAUUUGCAUCAUGAUUGUGUUCCUCCAAUUGUUCAUCGGGAUGUGAAAUCAAACAAUAUAUUGUUAGACCAUGAAUUUGGUGCCAGAGUUGCGGAUUUUGGAGUUGCUAAGAUUGUUAAAGGAGUCGGGAAAGGUGCUGAAUCAAUGUCUGUGAUUGCAGGCUCGUGUGGUUACAUUGCACCAGAGUAUGCAUAUACCCUAAGAGUGAAUGAGAAGAGUGAUAUCUACAGCUUUGGAGUUGUCAUCUUAGAGUUGGUUACUGGUAAAACCCCUACCGAUCCGGAGUUUGGGGAGAAAGACAUGGUGAAAUGGGUCUGUGCUACCUACAACCAAAAGGGAGUGGAUCAGGUAAUUGACCCGAGACUGGACUCUACGUACAAGGAAGAAAUUUGCAGGGUACUCGAUAUUGGUAUCCUUUGCACUGAUGCUCUUCCCAUUAACCGCCUGUCAAUGCGGAAGGUGGUCAAAUUGUUGCAAGAAGCUGGUGGGGAGAACAAACUCAAGGCCAAUCAGGAUGGAAACCUCUCACCGUAUUACUGCUACUACGAGGAAGCCUCUGAUCAAGCUAGUCUAGUCUAGUUUAGUGUAGCUUUAAGCAGUUCAAAUCUUCAAGUGAAUCACGCUAAAUUUAAACUUUCAAUUUCGUCAAGCUGGUGGGGUUUCAUGGGGUAGUGGGAAUGGUGCAGUAACAAGAGAGGUGCCCGCUUUGACAAGUGUACCAAGUAGUUAGGCCUACCUUAGAGCAGCCUUGUGUAGGACAAUUGUACAAAUAGUGUGAAAAUUUUGAAAAUGAUCCAAAAGGAGCAAAGCAUGAGUAAGAGUGGCUUUCAUUUUGAAUCAUACCUCUUCCCCUUGUUUUAAUAUGCUUGGCAGCCAUGAUUUCAAGGACAGCUCUGCUGGUUGAGUGAAAGGAUAGGUUAGCUGUAAGCAAAUAGAAGAUAGCAGUGUGGUCAAACCGCAGUUGCCGCCCUUCAUAAGUGAAUUGGGCCCUUUGUUAUUCUCCUUCAUGGCUGUGGUUGUCACAAGAAAAUGAUAGGAUGCCUUUUAAAAUUUUGACAGUACACGUUUCUAAUGAAGGAUGGACCCAACCAAGGCUUGUAUCUGUGUCUUGGACUGCUUGGGGUUUGCCAAAAAGUCUACUGAUGGUGAGAGCGACAUUGCAUGGACGUUUGGUCAUUGUAGGUCUGCCUCAUUUAUUAACUUUAUAAAUCAAUAAAGUAGCUCAUUCCAUUCCAACCAUGGGUGUGGUGGUCAAUAUUUUCAUAUAAACAAAGACUUGCUCAUACUUUUCUA